Lates calcarifer (barramundi perch) is the source of this 2506-nucleotide messenger RNA. It is a transcript of the gene gtpbp6, whose product is annotated as GTP binding protein 6 (putative). NCBI's taxonomy places the organism in Eukaryota, Metazoa, Chordata, Actinopteri, Centropomidae. Gene Ontology annotation, molecular function: GTP binding; ribosome binding. The record is from RefSeq and is a predicted model, not a curated record. Gene Ontology annotation, cellular component: cytoplasm.
UGUAGUCCACUAGGGGGCAGGUUGUUCCUAUGAGACUGUGUGAAACUUUUCUUAACUUUAUUUUGUGCUUUUGUGUUAAAAGACAUUUAAUUCUCUGUAUUGUUAUUUGUUUCCACGUUACGCAUGGUUUGCUAUUUUUUCAAUAAAGAGAGAAAAUGCUGCGAACAAAAUGACAAAGGAAAUGACAUAAACAGGAAGGACGACGACUAUUGAACCAUGGGUACUUUUACACCCUCAGUUGGGACCAUCAGGCAGCUUCUCACUCCUAAAACUGCGUAUAAACAGUUGGAUUUAAGAGGCAAACACAAACCACCAGACAAGGCCAAGUCCACACAUUCAACAACCUGUAACUUAACAAGUUUUGGUUUCGUACGAAGCUUGUGAUUAAAUCAUGGACUAUCUGUAGAGGAGACGCUGCCUAGAAGUCGCGACUCGGGACAAAAUGGCACAUCUAUAGUCUGAGCAUGAAAACACAACUGUAUGUGAGCACGCUGCCUUUUUCAGCAUACAUAGCUACAUUUAACUUUAGAUAUCUAUAUUAAAGUUGAAGAAACAAUUAGACAGUGCUUCAGUAAUACAGCUACAGUAGGUGGCAGUGUGAGGUCUCCAGGUCGUUGCGACUCUUCAGUAAAGGAGAAGAAGAAGAGACCGUAAACAAUCUUGAGGGGAGACCUGGUGACUGUCUGUUAGCAUGAUCGCUGUUAUUAGCUUACACUCUCUGAUCAGAAGGUGAUUGUGAGAUUUGAUUGCACCCCUGAUGACACCAAACUCCUGAGACAACAUGGCCACACUGAGGAGGAUCCACUCAUGGUUACCGCUCCUGCAGCGACCCUGCACACAGAGCUGUCAGAGAGCAGCAGCCUGCAGCCUCCUCCACGGUCCUCCUGCAGUCAGCACCUUUAAGUUCCAGCGGCUGAGAGAUGCGCCCACCCUGCAGUCCAGAGCGUUUUCACUCUCUGCAUUCAGAUUAAAGAGAAUCGACGCCUUUGACGAUGGACAGCAGGCUGUAUUCACAUCAGAGGAGGAUGAUGAGGAUGAAGAUUUCAUCGAGGACAGUGAGGUGGAGGAGCUGUUCCAGCAGCAGGCCCCUGCAGACAUCGCAGGGGGACAGCACAGGGUCUUCAUCGUUCAGCCUGAUGUGAAGUGGGGGAGCAGGAAGCAGCAUCUGACCACCGCUGAGCUGAUGAUGGCUGAGGCUGUGGGGCUCGUGAACACUUUAGACCACUGGAGAGUGGUGGAUAAGAUCGUCCUCUCCACAAAGACACCAGAGAAGAAGAGGAUAUUUGGCAAAGGCAACUUCCAGCUUCUUACAGAGAAAAUCAGACAAACAGCAGGAAUCACUGCUGUGUUUGUGAAUGUUGAGCGUCUGUCUCCGCUGUCUGAGAGGGAGUUUGAAGAAGCCUGGGGGGUUAAAGUCUUCGACAGAUACUCAGUGGUCCUCCACAUCUUCCGCUGCAACGCCAGAACUAAAGAGGCCAAAUUACAGAUCUCUCUGGCUGAGAUUCCCUUGUUAAGAUCUCGUUUAAAAAAUGAAAUCGCCAACAUGGAUCAGCAAGGUGGAGGAUCGAGAUACAUCGGAGGCUCAGGUGAGACACUGUACGAGGUCCAGCAGAGGCUGUUGAAGGAGCGCGAGAUCAAGAUUCGCUUGGCGCUGGAAAAACUGCGGAAGAAGAGGCACCUGCUGCGAUGUCAGCGCAGACACAAAGAGUUCCCUGUCAUCUCUGUGCUGGGAUACACAAACUGUGGUAAAACAACUCUGAUCAAAGCACUGACUGGUGACAGCGGCCUCCAGCCCAGAAACCAGCUUUUCGCCACUCUGGAUGUCACCGUCCACGCCGGCCUGCUGCCCAGUCGCAUGACUGUUCUGUACGUGGACACCAUCGGCUUCCUGUCCCAGCUGCCCCACAAGCUCAUUGACUCCUUCUCUGCCACGCUGGAAGACAUCAAACACUCUGAUCUGCUGAUUCACGUCCGAGACAUCAGUCAUCCAGAGACAGUGAAUCAGAAGGUGAACGUCCUGAAUGUCCUCAAGAACCUGGAAAUCCCUGACAGGCUGAUGAGCUCCAUGAUAGAAGUCCACAAUAAAACUGACCUGGUUGAUAACUAUCAAUCUGCAGAGCCCAACGCACUGCCCAUAUCUGCCCUGGAAGAGCGAGGACUGGACGAGCUGAAGAAAGUGGUGGAAGGAGAGAUUGUAAACUCUACUGGAAAACACAUUUUAGAUCUCAAAGUCAACCUCAGCACUCCUCAGUUAAGUUGGCUGUACAAAGAGGCCACCGUUCAGGACGUGCAGGUGGAUGCAGACGACGGCUCAGCUGUCGUCAAGGUCAUCAUCAGCACCGCUGCUUAUGGACGCUACAAGAAACUGUUCACAGGCAGAUAGUAAGGAGGGGAGCGAUCCUUCCUCCUUCAGGACUGCAGCUCCAAAUGAAUUACUGUACCAUAAAGGGCUUUAAAAAAACAACUGUAUGUGUUGUACAGUAUAUUAAAAUACUUGAAAAUACAA